CCAAACUAGAGCUGGAAAAAACAUCGACGAUGUAUCGAUACAUCGAUGUUUUCCAAAACUCGGGAAACAUGAAGGUUUUCAACAGUGCUGCCAACUUUAGAUGAAGAAAACUUAAACAGUUUACAACAAUGUUUAAGGCGCCCAUCUCUAGACAACAACAACAACAACUCAAGUGAAAAGUCGGCAGAGAAAUGCAAACUGAAAUUAACUAAAUUUGAAGCGAAAAAACAAACAAAGCCAACAUCAGGCACACACACAGCAGAGGCAGACAAUAAGGAGAAGCGCCAGGACAACUGACAGAAAUAACUUAGCGUGCUGGCAACAUACAAAUGGCCAAUGGCAAUGGGAACAAUAUCAAUACGGACGAUGCUACUGCCGCGACUGCGACCACAACAACAACACAACAGCACCUGGCAGGCGAUAGCGCCGGAGCCUGCGGCGAUGCCAAGCACACAGCAAUAACAACAACAGCAACAGCAACGUCCAGGGGCAGCAGCGUCAAUGAUCUGGUAGCGGACUUAUGGCUGAAUGGGGGCAACAAUCGCGCUGGCGAUUACACAAAUAUACGCGCAACAUCAACACAAGCAGCGCCUGCAGCAGCAGCAGCAACAUCAUCGACAGCUACAGGCAGCAAUGCCAGCGCCGCUUCCUCAUCAACGUUUUCCUUCAAACACUUUCUCAACAGCAGCGGUACAGUGACGGCGCCCAGCAGCACAGUAACUUCGUUGGACGCUCCCUGUACCACCAGCAACAAUCCCAGUGGCAGUGUUGCAAGUACAACAUCGGCAACAGCAUCGCUGCAAACGUCAACGGGGGCCAGGCCCAAGGUACCGCAAUCCGCUUCCGUUAGCCACAUGCAGCCGGACGUAAACGGCAGCGCUGCUUCCAAAAUGAAGCGCUCACCACGCUUCAGCUCGUUCGACUCGCAGGCGAGUUUGGCCGAGUAUGCAGCUUGUGGCGGCCCUGGCAGCAGUGGUUCCACCAUGCGAUUACGUACGGAUUUGCGGCUGGAUGUGGAUCGGAGCGGUGUCGUGCUGGAUGAUGAUGACGAUGACCAUGUGGGUCUUGCCCACAUGCGCAACAGUCGCCUCUACGAUGAGCGCGCGGAUGAUGAUAUUUUCCCUUCGGCUGCUUCGAAUUUGCAAGAGGAGUCCAGCAAUUCGCGAUACGUGCCACGGUCCUACUCCAGCUAUGAUAUGCCACCGACACAUGCAGCAUCCUCUCCACGUCGGCGGCCCGCGAUGCGUCCAAAUCGAUUGGCUCUGACGUCAGCGAUGAAAAUGAAGCUUGAUCUGCCUCUGGACACGUCAAACGUGGCUGGGGCUGCCUCGGCACUGCCAGAUUUUGUGCAGGAUCACUUGCCAGAGUCGUGGUGUCAAGAGGCGCAUCUUAGCUCGCCGCCCAAUUCACCCCUAGGUGGCGCAGAGGCGCCAAAUUGUAGCGGUGCUGUGGGCGGCAAUGCAUUGAUAUUGCCCGCUGCUGAGCCGGUGGCGGGUUUGCCCAAUGCAGCUUGCUUACCGGCACCAGCAGAGGCUACAGGCUCGUCGGCCAUUAUGCUGCCCGACUUUUUGUCCGACGGACCCAUACUCCACUCAUCCCAGCGCAUGGCAGAUGUAGCGAUUGGGCUACCCUCAAAUUCCAUUGACUCGCCGCCGCAGGAAGACGAUGAAGGCUCCAUGCAGCUAUCCACGCUGCGCCAGGAGAACGAGCGCCUGCAGCGAGAGCUGCAAGACACGAGAAUGGAGUUAAGUGCACAAACGCGACGCGCGCAUGACUUUGAACAGCAACUGCUGCUGCUUACAGAUGCACGACGUCGCGACUCAUUAGCGGCGACGACACAGACACAGAAUGCGCAACGUCUGCGGCGGCAAGUGGCACAACUGGAGGCGGAGCUAUAUGCGCUGCGCGAUGGCAACGAACAGGGCACAUCUGGAGCAGCAGCUGCCGCUGCGAUGACGCCCGGCAGCAGUCACAGCAGCAGCAGCAAUGUAUCGCGUCCGUCCAGAACGCAGCAAUUGUCGCGAGAUUUGUUACGCGCCGCAGAGAAUGCCGAACAGAAUUUGAGACAACUCUUGGCGGGUGUGGAUAAUCUGCGACAGAUGGCCGCUAAUCUGGAGCAGCCUACAGCGCCCGUGAGUUCGCCACGGUCUCCCCAUGCUGAUCAGUACACCGAUUUUAAUUAGCUGCAAACAAUUUAGGCGUUGAUCAUGGCUUUUUAUUAGUAACUACUAUAUCUCUAUAUAUACAUAUACACAUAUAUCUGUACGAAUUGUGUGCUUGAGAAAUUUGUUUUCUAAUUUGUUGUUGGUGUCGUAUAAUUUUUAGCCGCCUAGACCUUGUUUUUAGCCACUCCGAAAUUCUCAUUUUACAUUGCGCUAUACUUAAGCGUACAUUAAUAAAAGGCAUAUUGGAAUAAUUUGUUGCAAGCGAAAUGUCGCGGAACGGAGAGCAUCAAAGCGCUAAAUCGUGAUGUUGUUUGAAUUAAAGCAAAUAUACAUACAUAC
This is a messenger RNA of Drosophila busckii, 2504 nucleotides long. RefSeq names its product putative GPI-anchored protein pfl2. Bases 330 to 2183 code for a protein of 617 amino acids. The record is from RefSeq and is a predicted model, not a curated record. Lineage: Eukaryota; Metazoa; Arthropoda; Insecta; Diptera; Drosophilidae. The transcript is spliced from 4 exons.